AUGACCUACAGGCCCAGUCCUCCUCACCGGUCGUUCGAACAACUCCCAUCCCAUCCCGCCGCCUCCGUCACCACCACUCCCCCGCGAAAGCCACUCGCAACCUCCCCGCUCCACUCACCAGACGCGAACAGUGCGUCUGAUCAGAAGCUGCUGCACACUCCACCGCGACGCGCCCCGACUUCUCCAAUUGCCCCAGGGACGCCCGCCCUUAGCAACGGCCGUGCCAGGCGUCUGAGCUCCUCAUCUACCGCGACAAGGCCCACUCCAAACAGCCUCUCAUCCACGGGCUCCUACUUCACUCCUAGAUCCACCGGCUCAGGCGCAGAUGCUCCAUCACCCGCCACGAGAAAGCCACCCGCACACCUCGAGACGUCGAAUGGCCCGCCUUUCGCCCUCAUAACGCGACCAAGACCUAGCCAUUCAGACGCCGCGCGCACCCCAACCUUUGCGCACUACGAUUUCGCCCAAUACCCGACUACCCCCACCGAAUCCACCCCCCGACCGCCGUACGCCGACGACGUCCGUCACUCCCGCACCAGGAGUCUCCCCGCUUCCCACGACAAAAACACUGGUCGAAGGAGCAGAAGCAGCAGUCGGGACAGCGCAAUGGCUUCGGACGACCAGUCCGACUACGACUUUGCCUACUCCCACCGAGGCGCAACCAAGACCAACGGAGCCGGGCCCCGGCUCGACCUGAAAAACGCGAGCAAUGAAGACCUGUUCCUCAACAUUGCACAGGAUGGCCCGCAGCGGCAGGACGGCGACGAGGACACGGCGCGACUCGAGCGCAGAAGGUCUCGAAUCGCCCGCGCCUCCCGCCAGUCCAUGCCCGUCAAUUCCUUGUCCUCGCCCAUAAAGACGUCCACGAGCAUCCCGGUCAAGUCGGGCGCCGCCGAAGGCAGAAUCGGUGGGUCUCACUACCGGCGCGUGUCUCAAUUGCCCUCUCCGUCCUACACUUCAGCGGGCCGUGACCAGUCGCUGAGCGCCGCUUUGGCAGUAGAAGGCCAAAGGAGCCGAUUCGGCAUGUCCGUCCACAGCUCGUUCCCCCUGCCCAAGAGCAGAGGCGGCGAGGACGACGCGCAAUCCCAGAACCGGCGUUUUUCCGUCACCGAUUCCACCCGCCGAACCGAAGGAGGCCGCGAGCUUAGAUAUCGCCCUUCGAACCUCACGAGCACGAGCACGCCGCGAAGCAACAACCUGCCGACCACGCCCCUGGAAACUUCGCCCGAAAUAACUUCGGGCCGCACCGCAGAGCAGCAGUCUGGCAGAGACGGCUCGGAAUCCAUGGACUCUACUAAUGCCCCCUCGACCGUUUGGGACGAGCUAGACGAACUCAAAUCUCGCAUCAAGAAGCUCGAGCUUACGGGAAAGCUGCCGCCGACUUCUGGAGCCGCCGUGUCUCUGGGCGAGCGUCCGCGGACGGCAACCACGCAAGCAACCAGCGUAAUCGCCUCGCCGAAGCACCAUCGCAAGCAGAGCAUCUCCCCGCCCGAGACGGCCGUGUCCGCCACGGAAAAAGGCGCCAGCCACCCUCUCCUGCACUCGGCGCUGGCCAAGUGCAGGGUCCAGGUUGCGCCCGGCCUCUUCCGCGUCUUGGAGACGACGGCCUCGGACGCGCUCGAUCUCUCCGCCAUGACGGGCAAUUCGGGGUCCGGCAGCAACUCGGCCGCCAACGGAGCAGCCGUGACGGAGCGUCAGCUGAGAAGGAAGGCGGACAGCAUGUGCCGCAGCUUGACCGAACUGUGCAUCGCCCUUUGCGAAGGCGUGCCCAGCCCGACGAACCCGACGACGCCCUCGCUCGUGUCGCCCGCCCUCGCGCCUGUUCCCAGACGCAGCAGCAUUCACACCAAUGGCGACUACCAGCAGCAGCAGCCGCCGCGCGGCGCAAGCGCCGAGCCAGACGACGGCGCCAGAAACAGCCCGAGCCGCGCGCUCAAUCGCAUCGAAGCCCGCCGCAUCAGCAUGCACGGCGGCAUGAGCAGCGCGGGGAACAGCCCGCGCGAGCCGCCCGACCGCGAGCGCACCACGCCCACGGGCAGGUACUCGAGGAACGGCUCCAGCCUGCUCUCCUCGCGGCCCCGCCGCGCCACCAUUAACAACGACGACCAGGAGGGCGAGGACGACCAGACGCUCCGCGUGCCCUCCCGCGCCAUGACCGACUACUCGCAGCAGAAGCGUAGCAACCGCCUCUCGCGCGAGUACACUUCGCAGGUCCCUCUGCCCGACCACCCGCCGGUCGCCAUGCUCCAGCACUCGGGCUCCCUGCGGCGCACCAACGGCGUCACCCCGACCUCCGAACAAGCGCCGCCUUUGUCGGCCUCGCUCCUCCGCGACGGCAGCCGCCGAUACCUCGACCGCUCGACGCCGCCCGCCUACCCCAGCCCGACCACUUCGCAGGAAAACUCCAUGUCCUCGAGCGAGGAGCGGCGGCAGCGCAUCGCGGCCCUCACCGGCGGCAACUCGAGCUACGUCUCGAGCCCGCGCAGCGCGGCCGGCAUCAGCCGCACGGGCAGCCUGUCCCGCCGUCUCCACCAAAACACCUAG
Molecule: messenger RNA, 2544 nt
Organism: Aplosporella prunicola CBS 121167
Lineage: Eukaryota; Fungi; Ascomycota; Dothideomycetes; Botryosphaeriales; Aplosporellaceae
Exons: 2
Coding region: 1-2544 (847 amino acids)
Source: RefSeq, a predicted model, not a curated record